Messenger RNA from Argentina anserina (silverweed cinquefoil), 2470 nucleotides. RefSeq names its product zinc finger CCCH domain-containing protein 29-like. NCBI's taxonomy places the organism in Eukaryota, Viridiplantae, Streptophyta, Magnoliopsida, Rosales, Rosaceae. The record is from RefSeq and is a predicted model, not a curated record. The transcript is spliced from 2 exons. The coding region runs from base 157 to 2160 and encodes 667 amino acids. Gene Ontology annotation, molecular function: metal ion binding; protein binding.
CUCACAACCCCCCUUCUCUUUAAUCUCAAGCUCCUCUCAUUUGAGGUCCAAACCCCUUCUUUUAAAGUCUUAACAAACACAAACAACUCUCUCCGACGCUCUCUGUCUCUCGUGUCUUUGAUAAUCAAGCUCUGUACUUGAAUAAGGACUUCUAAUAUGUGCAAAGGUUCUAAGAAUACAGCUAUCUCUUCAAAUUACAUCAUGGAAAAUGAAUUUCUGAAGCAGAAUGGUGCUAGCCUGUGUAAGUCAUCGGUUUUGGUCGAGUUGUCUGCCUCGGACAAUCUCGAUGCUUUCAGGAGUGAGGUAGAAGAGAAAGGUCUCCAUGUUGAUGAGGCCAGCUUUUGGUAUGGAAGAAGAAUUGGGUCAAAGAAGAUGGGGUUCGAAGAGAGGACACCGCUUAUGAUUGCUGCCAUGUUUGGGAGCACCAAGGUUUUGAAGUAUAUAAUUGAUUCUGGCAAGGCUGAUGUCAAUAGGUCGUGUGGUACUGAUAGGGUUACUGCCCUUCACUGUGCCACUGCUGGCGGCUCCUCUUCUUCACUUCAGGUUGUCAAGCUCUUGCUUGAUGCAUCUGCUGAUGCUAAUUGUGUCAGCGCUAAUGGAAACAAGCCUGUUGACUUGAUUGCCCCUGCCUGGAAGUCACCUUGCAACUCAAGAAAGACCAUGGAGAUGCUGCUGAAAGGUGAUAUGUCACUUUUGGGAAAUGAUAUUGAUGAUCAAGAGGUUCCAAGCCUUCAGUUGUUGAAAGAGGGAAGCGAGAAGAAAGAUUAUCCUAUCGAUAUUGCAUUGCCUGAUAUCAACAAUGGGAUUUAUGGUUCAGAUGAGUUCAGAAUGUACACUUUCAAGGUGAAGCCGUGCUCCAGGGCAUACUCUCAUGACUGGACUGAGUGCCCUUUUGUUCACCCCGGUGAGAAUGCAAGGAGGAGAGACCCGAGGAAGUAUCCAUACAGCUGUGUCCCCUGCCCUGAGUUCCGCAAAGGCUCUUGCCAGAAGGGAGAUGUCUGUGAAUAUGCUCAUGGUGUUUUCGAGUCCUGGCUGCAUCCUGCUCAAUACCGCACUCGCCUUUGCAAGGACGAGAUUGGUUGCACUAGGAAAGUGUGCUUCUUUGCUCACAAACCUGAAGAGUUGCGCCCAGUGUAUGCUUCCACGGGUUCAGCCAUGCCUUCACCUAGGUCUAUGUCAGCCUGUGCUGGAGAUAUGUCAACCAUGAGCCCAUUAGCUCUUGGUUCACCAUCUCUGUCCAUGCCUACCGCAUCAACACCACCCAUGUCUCCGAUUGCAUCCUCCUCUCCGAAAAAUGGAGGUCUGUGGCAGAACAAAGUUAACCUCACCCCACCAGCCUUGCAGCUUCCAGGUAGCAGGCUAAAGAGCGCUUCAAGUGCUCGUGAUUUGGACUUGGAGAUGGAAUUUCUAGGUCGUGAUCACGCUAACCAACAGCAACAGCACAUGUGGGAUGAGAUGUCUCGUCUCUCCUCUCCAUCUUGCUAUAAUAACAGCAGGAUUGGAGAAUUGAAGCCAACUAACCUUGAUGACGUUUUUGGAUCCUUUGAUCAUUCUUUAUUGUCCCAGUUACAGGCACUCUCAACGCAAUCCCAGUUACAAUCUUCACCUGGGCUCCAGAGUCGGCAAAACAUGAACCAACUUCGUUCAAGUUACCCAUCCAAUUUGCCAUCCUCUCCUGUGAGGAAGCCCUCAUCAUUUGGGCUUGACUCACCUUCAGCAUUGGCAGCAGCAGUUAUGAAUUCAAGGUCUGCUGCCUUUGCAAACCGGAGUCAUAGUUUCAUUGACCGCAGAGCAGCGAACCAUCUUCCAGGGUUUACAUCGGCUGCUAACUCAAACACCACGAUGUCCUCAUCGGAUUGGAACUCACCUAGUGGGAAAUUGGAUUGGGGAAUCCAAGGAGAUGAUCUGAACAAGCUGAGGAAGUCUGCUUCUUUUGGGUUCAGAAGCAACAAUACUGGAUCACCAAACAACCUGAUCCCAUCAGCUCUUGAUGAGCCAGAUGUGUCUUGGGUCAAUUCUCUUGUGAAAGAUGUUUCGUCCGAGAGGUCUGAGAUGUUUAGUGCAGAAAGGCAGAACUAUCGUCACCUGAACAAGGGGGUUCAUGAAAUGCUACCGUCAUGGGCGGAGCAGAUGUAUAUAGAACAGGAGCAGAGGGCAUAAGCAACAAUGCUGCUGGAGAAGGCUAAUACUUUGGAGUUCCUACUAGUAUUUGAUUUAUUUAUCAUAGUUUUACUUGUAAUGUAAGAGGAGGAGACAGUUUACACCGAAACCAAAUUCAAUUCAAUCAAGACCCCUCAGUUCUGGGCAGGAGGAAGGUGAUGAAGAUAGAUAGAAGAACUGAAGAGCGGCUGUAAUUUUUUUUAUUAUAUUGUAUUUAUUUAUUUAUUCCCCUCCCAUCUGGGAAAUGUUAAUUGUAGUUCUCCAAAGAGAUGAGUGAAUCAGUUGCAGGAAUGCAUUUUUCAGACGUUUA